AAUUGAAUUCGCAGAGCCUACUCACUCUAUGCAAACUAUGGAAUCUAGCUCUGCCCCAACCACAACCUGACAGUCAUGCCGCCACGGUUAGCCCUCACGGGCGCCGCCCGCAGCCUACGCAGGCAAGCCGGGGCUUCUGUACCGUCCGUCUGCCUCUUCUGCUCCCUCGCCCCGCGCCGACCGAGCCCCAGGGCGGGCGUCUGGCCACGACAGCGACGGCCACCGUCCCGGCCGCUCACCACGACACCACCACGGGCAGAGCCGGCCACCACCACGGCGUCUCCGCAGCCCACAACCACCGAAAACCCCCGCAGGAAGCUGGAGGAUGCUCUGCUGCAGCUCCAGAGGCAUGCGCCCGGCUACGUCAACCUGCCCCGCACCCAGCUGGCGCUACAGGGCCUGCGCCAGGAUGCUGGCAGAGAGUCGGUGCGCCUGGCCAUGCUGGGCCUGGGUGGUGGCGGCGGCGGCGGCGGCGGUACAGCCAGGGGCCUACUCCAGGCCGUGCUCGCCGACCCGCUGUCGCCCGAGCAGGAGUGGGAACGGAGGCUGGCCGGCCACGACGACAGCCGGCCGCUGCUGAUCCGGAUCCGGCCCGAGCCGCAGGCGCACGAGGAGCAACCCGUCUCGAGCUUCGUGUCGCCCACCGCGCCGGCGGAGAGCCCGGCGCUGGACGAACUGUCCGUGUCCUCGCCCACGCUAAACGGACACGGCAUCGAGAUCCUGUUGACGGGCAACAUCGGCCCGAUGGGACUUGGGCAGGGUAGUGGGGCCGUCGCGGCGGCGCUGGAGGAGGCGGUUCUAACGCCCGCGAUCGACAUGCCGACGUCCAACACCGGCGGAGCAACGCAGAUGGCCACUCCCGUCCACAAGGCGCUGGUGGUGGGCCAUGGAAUACUGGGCGCCACGCAGGUCUCGGCCAUGCCCGUGUCGGACAGCACCGACACAAUAGCGGCCGCGGUCGACCUCAAGGGCGUCACGGACGACGACGCCGCCGGCUACCCGUUCGUCAGGGUCGACGUCGAGGGCGGCAAGCACGCCAUCGCGCUGUUCCGGCAGGACGUCGCGAACGCGAUCAAGUACGAGACGCUGUGGUUCCAGAGCAACAUCAACAGGGUCAAAGACUGGCUCCUGGCCGGGGCGCUGUCGUCGGACGGCGGGGCGGCCGCGACCAAGCCGGCUGUGCGCCAGCUCGUCGCCUCGGUCCUUCGGGGUGCGCUCGCGGCGGUGCGGGCCGGCGAGGCCAGGGGCGCGUCGGCGGCUGUGGACCGCAGGGCCGCCGCCACCGACGCAGACGCGGCGCUGUCGCGCUGGGCCGAGGCGGCGCACGCCGAGCUGGAGGGCCAGCUGGACCUCGCGUUCGCGGGCCACCGCUGGCGCAAGCUCGGCUGGUGGAAGCUCUUCUGGCGCGUCGAUGACGUGGGCAUGAUCUCAGCCGACAUGAUCGCGCAGCAGUUUCUGCCCGCAGCCGAGCGCGACCUCAUCUACCUCGCCGGGCGCAUCAGCGGCGCGGGGCUCGCCGCCGGCAAGGCUCCCGAGUACCCCGCCCCGGCCGCGGUGCCGGCGGCGGCGGACACGACGACCCCGGCGGAAGAGCCCGCAACGGCUGCUGAUGUUGCUGCUCCCGCGAGCACCCUCUGGCCGACGCACAUCCCGCACACGCGGCGGUACCUGCUCAACAAGAGCGUGCCAGCGCUGCAGGCCCUGGCGCAGAAGUUGGUGCUGCAGGCGCUCAGCACGUCGACGCUGACGACGUCGCUCGGCGUCCUGGCCUACAUGUCGGCCCUCGGCGGCGCGUACGAGGCCGGCGCCGUCGCCGCCCUGGGAACCGUGUGGAGCCUGCGGCGCAUGCAGCGGAGCUGGGAGGCGGCGAGGGCCUACUGGGAGGGGCAGGUCCGCGAGGAGGGCCGCAAGGCCGUCAGGGCCGUCGAGGCUAGCGUCGAGGAGGUAUUGUUGAGGACCGCGGCCGAGGACGGCGCGGACCACGGCGGCGACGCUGCGCGCGAGCUCGCCAGGGCCAGGGAGCUGGUCGGCCGGGCCGAGGAGGCGCUCGCGGAGCUCAAGUAGACGAGAGGAAUGCGUUUUUCUCUGGCAACCUGUACUAUAGAAAGAAAAAAAAGCAAAGCGGUGUAUCUUACGGCAUGGCGAUUCGGGUUUCAGUCCUUCUUGCAUCAGGUUGCUUCGCCUCCAAAAUGAGAUCUAGGUUGAGGGUAUCAGGCAUAUCGCCCCAGCUCUACUUCGUUCCGCGCAAACCAGAAACGCCAUUGGGGGGGAUCGUCUAUGUUUUUGUCGCAGAAACAGAGAAACUGGCAUAAAGUGACGUGUCC
Messenger RNA from Gaeumannomyces tritici R3-111a-1, 2324 nucleotides. RefSeq lists its product as hypothetical. The record is from RefSeq and is a predicted model, not a curated record. Lineage: Eukaryota; Fungi; Ascomycota; Sordariomycetes; Magnaporthales; Magnaporthaceae. The transcript has a single exon. The coding region runs from base 76 to 2064 and encodes 662 amino acids.